AUGUCUCAAGAUAACACGGGUACUCCUUCCGUCGAAGAGGAUAGUAAUCGUCCGAUUCGACCCCGGCCCAAUAUUGUUGCCAGUAUUGGUACACCGGCGCCAGGAGGGAUUCACGUGUCAUUCCCCGGACAACAGCCCGGAAUUGCCACACACCAUUUUUCGGCUAACAUAAACGCAUUUACAACGGGAUCUGGUGCAUUUCACGCACCACGAGUGCAGCAACCACAAUCCCAACCAACGCCACAGCCUCAACCGCAGCCAUCCCCACAGCCGCAGGUUCGAGCAACGCCGCAAGCGCAUGUUAACCUGAAUACCUUCCAACAGCAACAGCUUCAAGCUGGUUUGAGUAUGACCGCUGAUGUCCUAGGACCGAGGCUCGGAUUCGCUGGAGUGGCCCCCACACACUCAGGCAUGUAUUCCAAUCUUCUCGGUAGCCCAGGAUUUAAUGUUGCAAUGAACUCACCUGGCGGAAUCGUUGGUCGCAGUUUAUUGCAAGCUUCGUAUCAGCAAGCAAGUGCAAUGAAUGCCCUACGCCAACUUGCUUCAACCCCGAUGCCGGCUCCGGUGCCAUCAGCCUCUGCAACUCCUCAACCACAAAGUUCCCGACCACAACAGACGAUUCGGCAACAAACUAUUCGACAACAGCCGAGUCUCAGGCAGCAGCAAAAUCAAAAUAUGCAUUCCAUACUGCAACAGCAACAGCAACAAUAUUCUCAGCAACGAGUUCAGCAAGCACUUCCUCAACCACAUCUCUCUCAACAGCAAAUACCUCAAAGAAUUGUUACUCCAAGACCAAUUUAUCCACGACAGGAAAUUGGGGUACCAAUUCACGACACUUCCACCACGGAACCAAAUGUAUUAACUUUUCUUGCUAUGCAAUCGUUGAAUCAAGAAGGAACGGAUGAGAGCCAAAUCCACUGGAUGAACAUGAAGCGGCAAGGUUUCGAUCGAGAACGCGAAGCAUUCUCUCGUCGCGAAACGAACAUCCAAAAAAUCGAACAGCAACGCGAGCAGGAGCGCCUUCAAAUGGAACGACGACAACAAGAAGCAAGAAAAGCCGCUGCAGCUGCAUCCGUCCAACAACAACACCAACUCCAAAUUCAGCGUCGUCUGGAUGAACAGCGCGCUGCCGAAAUCGCAGAAAGGGAACAUGCUGAAAUGGUUAAAAGUGCUGUUGCAAGACAGCACGACGCACAACUACUCAACACGCAGCGUAUACAGCAAGCCGCUUCGAAACCGCACAUUCCAAAUUCGGUGAUAAAGAGCAAUCAAAUGAUGAAGCAAGCUCAACAAUAUAACGCUCAAUACGGUGAAGAGCAUGGAAUUCAUAUGCCACCAUAUUACAUAAACGAAGGACGAAGGCAGGCGCCACCAUACAUUGCACACUCUUCUCGAGGACGUCCUCCACUUCGUGGCCGCCCACCAGGUCGUGGGGCUGCAGUUGCUGCUGCCGCCGCUGCUGCUGCUGCUCAAAGACGUGGGGCUGAAAGCCAUGCUGAUCAUGUCCGUAAUCAGGCAGCCAAGCAAUCGGCUGCUCGCAUGAAAGCAGAAACUCGAUCGAGACUUCUUUCGCAAGGAAAUGCUAACAAAGAUGCAAUUCUCAAAGCGCAAUUGGAAGAGAAAAUUAAGCGUGAAGAAGAAGAAGUUCGUCAGCAUGUGCAGCAAAUUCAUCAAGAGAAUCAACGUCGUGCGCAGCAGAAUCAACAACUUGCGUUGGAGCAGCGAAACGCGAUGCAAACUGCUGCAAAUCUUCCAGCUCAGCAACAACAACAUUUGCAGCAAACAAUUUCAAUGAUGAUGCAGAAUACCACUGUCGGAAAUCAACCGCAACAUACACCCAAUCAUCUUCUUCAUCAGACAAUUCCAGCUCCAUCACCCCGCCCGAACAUAUUACUAAGACGCGGUCGCAACGAUCCACCAAGCGCAGCAACUUUGGCUCGAAAGAAGGGAACCGCUGAUGUCCCAAUUCCUGGCGCCCAAAUUGAGCAGCAGAAGCACCAGGAAUCACGCUCGAAUAUUCUACAGCCACCUUCACUUCCAUCGGAAAUGACUCCUUUAGACGGUCCGGGUCCAACACCGUCACCAGCACCGCUCCAAGGCUCAAUGCCGACCCAUGCACAGAUACCAGGCCCUGCGCCGCCAGUCAGCGUUCCUCUUCCAAGAACAGUCAGUCAGGAUACUCCAAGAAAACGCAACAGAAAACAAACUUUCGAGCAGGAAGCAGUUCAGGAACAGAUAACGAUGACCAUCGAUGUUCCAGUUUCCGGUAUCAAAAUCACUCACGGAGGUCCGCCGUAUGUACCACCAGAGAAGAAGCGACGUGGACGCCCCCGGGCUGAACCUCAAUUCAAUAUUGAUUGGGUUGCUCCGAUACAUGUAAAGAAAUCCAUCCCUGUUAACUUGAACAGCCCAGAAGAAAAGCCGAAAAAUACUAAAAAGGGUAAAGCAGCGGCGGCGGCCGCCGCUGCAGCAGCAGCAGCUUCUGCUUCCACGGCUUCAGCUUCUUCUUCUUCUUCUGCUGCUCCACUCACGGCUCCAGGUGCUCUAAACCAAAGUGGUCCAAUUAUUUACGUCCCGGAGCAAAUUGUCUGUGAUCAACGACAAAAGUUCACAACUCCUGUCGAGAAGACAAGUAAGAGCAAGAAGGAGGAAUCUCGUGCUCCGGCAAAAGCACCGACUCCAGCCCCUGUCGCCACUUCUGUUGUGGCUCCGUCGCCAGCUACAGUUAUAACGUCAAAGGCGCCAACGGCGACACCAACGACUGUUGAGGAAUCUAAAGCAUUUGUCAUGCUACCGGACGACCUUCGAUCGUCUAUCGAUGAUCAUACAAAUCCGGAGAACAGGCUACGCAGAGCGAGGGCAAAAUAUGGAAAACAAUACCGUAUUGGCGAGUCUACUGCUCAGCCUGUACAACAAAUUCGCGACGAACCUUCAAUACCACCUAAAGGAAAAAGUGCUAAAAACGCAUCUAAAACAGCUUCGAAGGCAAAAACUGCUCCGAAAUCAACUACAAAAGCGAAAUCCGCUCCGAAACCAAAAGCAGCAUCAAAAGCUGGCACAUCAUCUAAAUCAGCUGCGCAGAAGACGAAAGUUCCAAAAGUUGAGCCAGAAGAGCAACCACCAAAAGAAAAUGCACCCGCGCCGCCUCCAAAACCACGAGGAUUCUUCGACGUUAACACCUUGUCCGAGAAUGCUAGGAAAUCACUUCCGACAUCGAUUAUGGAAUCCGGAGCAAUUGUUAUUGAAACCAAUGGUGUUCUCAGAACUGUCUAUCCGAAGCCAAAACCGAAACCUGCUCCAAUGCCAGCUAAGAAACAAGCAGCUCAAGAAAAGAAAGCCAUUCCGAAGGUUUCGCGAAAAAACACCUUCAAGAAAGGAAAACAAUUGGCUGCUUCAAAGAAACCAUCAACUUCUGCUGCAAGCCAAAAAUCGUCUACAUCAAAGAAAAAACCGUUAAAACGGCCAGAUACCAAAGAGAAACUGUAUCGUGUCGGAAAUCGCUGGGUGCGCAAAUCUAGACGUGCUCCCAAGCCUAAAAAGAAGGCGAAGAAAGAGUCUUUUGAUUCUCUUUUCGAUCGCAUGAUGGACAUUCACGGAGAUCGAGAACAGAUAAUUGACGUCGUUCUGAAAUCAACCAAUAAGGCCAAAGUCUCCAACCAUGAAGAGUUUAAACAAAUCUGGAAGGAAGUUAAUGAGGAACAGAAGAAACGUAAAGCUCCACCGCCACGAGAAUUGACCGCUCGUGAAAAGAGUUGGGUAAAUGUGUUGAACACUGCCAAGGAGCAAAAGAAAAUUCAUGAAAAAUCCCUGCUAGAUAAAGAGAAGCAACGAAAAGCUGAAAAAGAAGAGAAACUGGAGCAUUUGCGAUGGGUUUCAUAUGGACCUGAUACUCGCGAGGAGAGCGCUGUGCGAAUACUAGCUGGACUAACAAUGAAGAGAGCUAGAGUUUCUAAACUGAUUGAUAUGGUCCAACGUCUUGAUCGUCGAAUUCGAAUAAUGGCAAUUCGUCAUUCCGAUGAAGAUUAUUACGAUAGAGCACCACCCUAUAGAACGGACAAAGCAUUCCGCGAUUUUAUGUUGAACACGUUUUAUAGAAAUAAUGAGGAGUUUGUACGCCACGAACUUUUGUUGCAAAAAAGAGAGAGUCUCGUGCAGAAAAUCAGAAAACGGAUUAACCUUGAUGAAGUGUGCAAGAGACAUGUGGCACAUGCCGUUAACAACAUGAAUAUUAAACUUUGCUCGAAUCCCGCUUAUCAUCAUCCUGAUACAUUGGCAAUUGUUGAGAUGGAGAGAAUUCUUGGAGAGACUAUUAUGAAGCGAUUAUUGAAACCGCAUCCUGCAAAAUGGAUUGUCGACAAAAAGACAAUGCUUCGAAAGAAACAGCGGGCAAAAGUUCGCAAACUGAAAUUGAUUGCACGCCGAAAAGCGGCUGCCAAAAAGCGAGAAGAAGAGCAAAAGAAGCAAGCGGAGACGAUGAAGGCUAAUGCAAAUAAGGCUACUGCGUCUGAUGAGGAGCCUGUUGAUGCGAAGAAAAUGAGAAGAGAUCGCUUGUUAGCCGCUUAUGAUAAAAAGAUGGAACGUUUAGCAAUUCGUGAUCAGCGCAUAAUGAGAAAAGUUGAUAGGAAAGAAGCGAAACGCGAAGCAGCUGAAGUUCGCAGAACAUUGGAGAAUCUUCUCAACAACGUGCUCAUUCUCGUGGAUGGAGGAACUGUGCCAUCAUGCUUACCGGUUGUUAGAAAUCAGCCGCCACCAGUAUCGUUUGACACUAUUCUGAGGGCGGGUCGUGCGAAACUUGACAAUCAUACGUUGAGAGGCUACAAUCUUUAUCGAAAAGAAAUGCUGGACUUCAUACCAGAUUGGAAUGAAAUUGUUGCGACGGCGAUGCCAAAUGGUGAACAAUUUCUGCCCAAAGAACACGUCAAAAUGGUUGAAGAGAGAAGAGCCGAAGCAAGAGCAGUGCAAGAAAAGGAAAAUGCCAUAAGAAAAGAAAAAAUAAGAAAGUGGAAUGAAAGAAGACGACAAAAAUGGUUGAAAAGGAAGCGUAUGAUAAGAAGACAAAUAAGAAAUGAGAAGGAUGCCAAGAAACGAAAAGAAACUGAGAAAGAGAAAGUUGAGUCAAAGACGAUAGAAACUCUGAAGGAGAAGGAAAUCGCGAAGAAAAGCGAACCUGCAAAGGAAAAACGAUCGACUAAACAAGUGGAAACGAGUAAGAAUGAAGAAGGCAGACAAAAGAGCGAGGAUGAAUAUGAUGAAGAAAAAGAGCUUGUCAUGUGUCCGAGAUAUAUUCCUAAAGAGGUGCCGAAAAAUGAAGAAAAUGAAAAGAAAGACGAUCAGAACGAAAAGAAAGAUGACGAGAAAAGUAAACCAAAGCAGAAGGAUGGAAAAAAGAAAGAUGCUUCAAAGGAGUCAACCUCGAGCAAGAAAACUAAUGGAAAAGGCAAUGCUGACGAUGUGGCGAACAACGACAAAAAGAAAGAAGAUGACGCACUAAAGAAUCGCGUUGAAGCUGAAAUCGCAACCAAGGAUGGCGAAUUGUACAUAAUGAGAGAAGAAAUGGGACGCGUCUUCUGGGCGAAGUUGAAGAAAUCAAAGAAUCAAUUAAAAAUUGAAAAGAAGCGAAAGUGGAAGAGCAUCAUCGAUAAGAAGAAUCUCUACAGAAAGUUGAAAGUCGUCCGCCAAAUUAAAGCGAAAUACUUCCGUCAAUGCAGAUGGGCUGUUCGGGAGAAACUGAAUAGAGAACUCUACAAUGAUAAAAUGCUUCUUGGUCGCAUUUACAGCAGUGUGGCGGUGUCUGACGAUGAUUUCUAUCAACGAUUCCCAAUAAAUCGCCGCGAGGAAUUCAGCGAAGAAGAUUUGCAACAACGUGAAAAGGAUUUGAUCAUUUUCGCCAUCAAAGAAUACAUGGGCGUUGAAUUGACCGAUGUGGAGGUGGCAACGAAAGAGGAAAUUAUCGAAUCGCUAAUUGCCGAUAAAAUAACAGUGCAUGAUGUGCACCGAAUUGGAGAUGCAGAUCGUCUUGCAAAAAUGCGGGAAAGACUGCGGCAGAUUUUCGUAAAACAUGCUUGCGAGGUGGCUGAGGAGAUGCUCGGAAGCAAAAGCAAAGAAGACAAGAAAGAACUGCUGGAAAUGUUGGAGAACGGUUCAGUAGAGGUCAAGAAAUCUUCAACAGACUUCAUUUUUGACGUUCCGGAGCAUUUAAUGAAUGAGCCACUUGAAAAUAUGGGGUUGGCACCGGUGGAUCCAGACAAAAUCGUUGUUCAACCAUUCCCAUUGUGUCUUUCCAUUAAAAACUUGGUGAAGCUUCAAAAGAAGGAACGUAUUGGUCAUCGCAUAGGAAUUGUCAAUCGUUUGAAAGACAGAAUGAUUAGAAGCCAGAUUAACGAUGUGACUCUGGAGGAAAGAAAGAAGAGGGAGAAAAUGCUUCAAGCAGUUAAAGAUGAGCUGGAAGAAGAAAGGAAAAUCAAGCAAUUCGCCGAAGUUUGGGUCCGAAGCGCUAAUCUUGAAGAAGGCGAGGACUUGAAUCCUGACGAUCAAAAAUUGUUAGAUGAACUGAAAGCUGAAAGUGACAAACGAAUUGCAAAUCUCAAAGCCCAAGUGAAACGUCGGCGAGAAAUUAAUGAUGAAAUGGAACUGCUUGAAUGUGAAGAGGAGUCCGAGGAAAUCAUUGCUAAAAGGGAUUUACUGAACGCUGAGCUACGCGAUAUUGAGAACGGCAAAGUGCUUAAAAUCGAUAAACCUGAUGUGAAGAAGCUGACACGAUUGGAAAAAGAGACGAAGAAAAAUGAAGUUCUCAAGAAAAACUAUGAGUUGCUGGAGGAAGAAAGAAAAGUAUGCGUUAAAGCACUGAAAGCGAUGAUGGGCGAAAAAGAAUACGGCGCGUUGAGAAAGAAACUCAAAACUGUUCCACCACCUAAGAAGAGGAAAAAGUUGAAUCUUGGCGCUAAACCUCGUGAUACACCGGAAUACUUGGAAGUGCCGGGAUCUUCAAACCGUGAUGCGAAAUUCGUGCAGUAUCAAAAAGCGUCGCCAUUUCUUUUAUACACGCACAAUGUCAAGAAGCCAACACUCAUGGACCAUUUCAAGAACCUCUCAAAAUCAGAGGGCAUUUUUUCCGCACAUCGUCUGCUCUACCGUAUUCUCGAAAAACGCGACGAGGAAGAGCAAAUCGGAAAAGCUAUUGAGGAUACGAAGAAUGGCAAGCCAGUGCGAUUCGAUGUGAAUCCAGAAGAUCCAAAAGUUGUCCAACGAUUGAUGUAUCGAGCAACGAAGAAUAAUAUGUCUCUGACCCAAUUUGCGCCACGUCCACGCGGCCCAAAGAUUGAUGUUGAAGUUCCAAAACUGACUCUUCCUAUGCAGAUACAAAUUUAUCUUAAAAACAAUUUGAUAUCAAUGGAAGAAGCACAAGAGUUUUUGAACUUCCAUAAAUCACUGGAAAUGGAUAAGAAACUCAAUGAGAAGAAGCCUGUGAUUACGGUUAAAAGAGACAUUUUCAAUCAUCUUGAUAAAUUAGAUCGAUGGAUUUCCGCGUGCCUUGACGAAGACAUGACUUUGUUAAGAAUCUUUGAAAAGGCGUUGCACCUCUGGGACAAAGUUGCUUACAGAGAUUUGCUACGCAAAGUUCAAGCGUCGUACAAUUCGGAAGCCACUGAACAGGAAAAUAGAGAUGCUAGACUGAUGAUUAUGCGCGAAGCAAUCACAUCUUUGAAUGUCCGCAAAAUUGUUACCGAACAAGAUUAUGAAAAUCUUGCGACUACAAUUAUUAAUCCAUCAGAAAAGGAUAUUAAUGAGGCCCUUCUGGCUAAGUCGCCAUAUUGGAGAGGACCUAAAAAUGCGCAAAACGAAGAUGGUGUCGGUUUCGAUCAGAAAGGCAAUCUAUUGGAGCCAUCUACUUCUCCUCAAUUCUUCACAAAGAAGGAGCGUUUGGCACUAAAAGAUGCCGAAGAAAAAGAAGCGGCUGAAAAGGACGCUGUUCAUAAUCCUCCAGAAAGCGAUAUUCCGGAAUACAAAGAUGUUCCGAAUCGUGAAAAUGAAAACCGCCGACUAGACGAUCUCCUCUAUUAUUGCGAUUGCCUCGGCGAGCAAAUCCAAAAAUUCCAAGAUAAAACGGCAAGAAUAAAUAGAAUGAUCCGCGAAUGGAAAUUGGAUGCUGAACCGCCAAGCGAACCGAUUGCUCCGGCAGUUUUGAUUGUUGAUUGGGAGCCCAAAUAUCUGAAAAAUCGGCGCGACAUUGUAUUCAAAUCUGACGGAGUUACCCCAGAAUAUCAAGUUGGAUUACCAAUUGAUCCUAUAUAUCUUAAAAAACAUAAGCCGAAAGCUCUUGCGAAACAAAUGGAUCUCGAUCAAAUAUUUUGUGAUCAUAUUCGGGAACCAUUGGCAUGCGCUUAUCUAAGCCAUCGCAAAGUUUGCGACGACUUACUUAGUCUCAAGUACACAUUCCUUAAAAUUGCUCAAGCGUCUUACGGCAAUUCAACAGACGACAAAAGCUUAAAGUUGGAAGACAAAAGCAGAAAGGCUAAGACUCGCGCAAUCGAGAAAAUUCACCAAGACAUCGUCAAUGAACAAGUGCCAACGGACAAAGAAGCUGUUUCGGCGCUGCUAUCGGCCCGUCCAAAUGUAAAGAAGAUCCUUAAGAAAAAAGUGAAAAUUGGAAACGCGUCAAUAUCGAAAGGAAAAACUCUCAAAGGAAUGUCAGUUAAAGGCAAGAGUGUCAGCUUCAAAAUCAAGAGCAAGGAUGGUAAGAGCAAGAUUGUCAAGGCAAAGAAGAGCAAGAUCAGUACUGUCAAAGUCAAAACAGCUGUAGGCAAGAUUGUCCAAGGAAAAUCGGUGAAAUCUGACAUAGCGAAAGUAGCGACAGUCCAGUCGAAAAGUACCGCCAUCCCUCGUAUCUCCAAAUCCAAAAUCGUCAAAAUUAAAACAAUGAAACCGAACACCACUGCGACGAACACUAAGACGAAUACUGUGAAACCCACAGUAAAAAUUGAAGCUAAAAAAGAAGCUGUAAAGUCGAAAACAUCAAAGAAAAUUUUGGUGAAACGGUCGACUGCUGAAAAAACUAUUAAUGAGCCGAGCACCUCAACAGCGGCUUCUGGAAUGACGAUAAUAUCCAAGCCGUCUGCUUCAUCAGCGGCAACAGCAAAGCCUUCUAUCUCAACCAAGAAUGGAAAGACGAAAACCAUAAAGCCGACUACUUCAUCAACUGUUUCUGCGAAGUCUUCUGUGUCAUCAACGGAUUCUACAAAACCGUCUACCUCUCCCAAGAUUGAAAAGACCACCAGCGCAAAGCAGUCUACUUCAACAGCAGCUUCAUCAAAUCCUUCGACCUCAACAAAGAUUGCAAAAACUAACACUUCCAAGCCGUCUACUUCUUCUGAGGCUUCAUCAAAACCAACUACCUCAACGAAGGCUCCAGGAAAGAUGAUAACAGCUAAGCCGUCUACUUCUGUAAAGGCUUCUGUUAUUCCUUCGGCGUCAGCAGCGGAUACUGAAAAACCGUCUACUUCCGCCGCAGUUUCAAACAAGCCGUCUACGUCGGCUUCUAAAUCAGCGAAAUCAUCUGCUUCAGUAAAGAUUUCUGGCAAGACGUCGACUUCAUCAAGAGCUGUUGUUCAGCAAUCCGCAUCAGCUGCAACUACAUCGAUGCCGGCUAGUAUAAUCAAAGCUGCUGGAAAAACGACAGCAUCCAAACUAUCCACGUCGUCGUCGGCUACAGAAAAACCGUCCACAUCAACCACGGCUGCUGUAAAGACAAAAGCAGUCAAGAGAUCUACUUCACAUUCGGCUCCAGCGAAUACGUCGGCUUCCACUAGUGUCUCAGCCAAACGAUCUGCUUCCAUAUCGGCCACAACCAAACGGUCUUCUACUGCAGCGGUAUCCAAGCCUUCUACUUCCACUCCAGCGGUAUCUAAGCGUUCUACUUCCACUGUAACGGUAUCCAAGCCCUCUAAGUCAACGGCGGCUAUAGCGAAACCUUCUACUUCCACUGCAGCGGUAUCCAAGCCGUCUAAGUCAACGGCAGCUAUUGCGACACCUUCUACUUCAACAAUAGCUACCGACAAGGCAAAAGCAGCAAAGCAGUCUGUUAUCUCAUUGUCUACUUCAACCAAGGCUGCCGGAAAAACGCUACCAGCCAAGCGGCCUACUACCUCAUCGGUUGGAGAAAAGUCCACGUCAGCAGCAUGUAAGCCGUCUACCUCAACGAAGGUUCCGGGAAAGACGAUAUCAGCCAAGACAUCUUCAACAAAAUCCAAAACGGAUAGUGAUGACGGAGCAAAGUUAGAUUCAAAGGAACACAAGAAGACGAAUAGCUCUGCUGAAGAUCAAACUCAUUGUUAUCGAAUUCCUGGCAUUCCUGAUUCUGCUUAUGAGUACUAUCGUCAGCAAAUGAAAAAUAAUCCAUGGUUCCACGACGUCUUAACACCUCGGGUGACUCCAGAACGUGAUAUCACACUGCCUCCUCCUGUUGUGGAAAACGUGAUUGAAAUACCGAUGUCGCCGCUGAAAAAAGCAUCCAAAUUACCAGAGAAGGAAGCAUACAAACCGCCCGUUGUUGAUAAAGUAUCGACAUCACCUGCGAUUGAAGCACAAACAUUAUCAGUGGAUGAGGUACCGAAGUCGCCAGUGAAGGAAGUGAUGACGUCGCCAGUUAAGGAAGUACCGCUGUCGCCAGUUAUGGAAGUGCCUCUGUCACCUGUGAUCGAUGUACCUAUAUUGCCUGUGGAUGAAGCACCGAUGUCUCCAUUGAAGGAAGUGCCUAUGUCACCAGUAAAUGAAACAUCGAUGUCGCUAGUGAAUGAAGCUCCGAAGUUGCCGGUGACAGAUGAUGUUUUGAAGUUACAUGUGACUGAUGAAGUGCCAAAGUCACCAAUAAUUGAAGAACCGAAGUGGCCAGUGAAUGAAACUGUUGAAAUGGAAAAGCCGGAACUGCAGAUUAUGGAAGCUAGCAUCGAGAUCAAUAAGGAUGACGAGAUUUUGGAUGAUGCACCAGUUCUGGAAGUUUAUGAAAAAACGGAAGAAGUACCAUGUUCACCUACUCCGCCAAUUUCUGAUGCACUUCCUUUGAAGGCAACGAAAUCGUCGAAAAAAAAUGAACCGAAGCAAAAAAAGGGAAAACGUCGAUACUUGAGUACUUCUUCUGAAUCUUCAUUGUCGGAUGUCUCUUACACGCUUCUAGAUGAUGAUGACGACGACGAUGAUGAAGAAGAUGACGACGACGAUGAUGACGAUGAUGAUGAUUUCUUCAUUCAAACACCACGACCAUCCACAACAGCUCGAAGUUCAAGAAGCAAAAAACGAUCGCCAACUGUUAGUCCCAGUCGUUCUCCAUUACUUACACCAGAUUCAUCACCGGAACGAGAUGAUAGCGACGACGAAUCCCCAGGGCACACUAGCAGAUCUUUGCUGAGAAUUCCUGUUUGCGAUCGCUCCGGCACAACUUCUCCAACAGUGAUAAUGGAGUUGACCGAUGAAACACCAAAAACGACGAAAAUUCAAGUGAAAGUCGAACCUGAUGCCAGCCCGCCACCAGCAAAAAUCAAAAAAUCCACUGUUUCACCUCGAGCGAAAGGAGCGAAAUCGAGCGGAAACGCCACAAAAUUGAAGGAAGUCAAAUUGGAGCCGUUGGAUAUUGAUACAUAUGGCUAUGAUGAAUGUGCUCCAUCGACAUCGAGCGCACCUCCGCCACUGGAAUCACCGAAAAAAGUGACUCCGAGGCAGAAACCGUCUCCAGCUGCCAAGUGUAAAGUAUCGCCAUCUGCCAAGAAGAAAAGGCUUGCCAAAGAUCCCGAUCCUCCAUUCUAUGCCAAGAAAAGGAGAGUGAUCACACGUGAAAUCAAGGAAGAAGCUUUAGAUGAUUAUGGUUAUGAUAUUCCUUCGGUAUCCACGAGACGCACGAGAAGACGUACACCGCCGUCGUCCGAUGACGAUUACGAGCCCCGAUCCAGACCAUCGACUUCUCGAAGGCAUCAAGUGAAUGAAGAAGAACGUUUCAACCGCGCUGUCGAUUAUACACUACGCGUGUCUGCUGCGGAACAGAGACGAAGAAUGGCUGAACAACAGAAGGAAGAGAAGAAAGACAAGAAGCAGUAUAAGAAGUAA
This is a messenger RNA of Caenorhabditis bovis, 12093 nucleotides long. NCBI's taxonomy places the organism in Eukaryota, Metazoa, Nematoda, Chromadorea, Rhabditida, Rhabditidae. The record is from the annotation of a GenBank genome assembly.